GCACUUCACAGGCCGGUGGACGCGUCGGAAUUUUGGCGUCACACAGGUUUAAAGAUCGCAGGCACUUUUCUCCUUUGUUCCGGCGUCAGUGUUCUUUGGAUGUCAACAUCUCUAGGCUUCGGUCGAUUUCACCAGGGCUCACGAGUGUCUUAAAUGGGCUCUGAAAGGGAGAAUUUUGCACACUCGGACACGCCAGUUUGGACUCUUGCGCAUGUGCAGUGACCCCAAGGCGCCGAGGGCAAGCCCAGAGCCUAGUCCCGCCGGUGUAGUGCUCUCCCGGAGCCGUGUGCCUGCGUGGCGUCUUCAGAAUGUCCGCCCCGUUUGAGGAGCGCAGCGGGGUGGUUCCUUGCGGGACUCCGUGGGGACAGUGGUACCAGACCCUGGAGGAGGUGUUCAUUGAAGUCCAGGUGCCCCCCGGCACUCGCGCGCAGGACAUCCAGUGCGGCCUGCAGAGUCGGCACGUGGCUCUGGCCGUGGGUGGCCGCGAGAUCCUCAAGGUAGCAAGCCAGGGCUUGUCCCGAGUUCCUUCUUCUGGCUUUCCCGCACCCCGAGCCCUAAAAUUCACGGUGUCAGAGGGAUGACUGCUGGGUGUGGCAAGGGGAAACUGUUUGAUUCUACAAUUGCUGAUGAAGGAACAUGGACUUUGGAGGACAGAAAAAUGGUCCGCAUUGUCCUGACAAAAACCAAGAGAGAUGCAGCAAACUGUUGGACUUCUCUUUUAGAGUCUGAAUAUGCAGCUGACCCCUGGGUGCAAGACCAAAUGCAGAGAAAACUUACAUUAGAGCGAUUCCAGAAAGAAAAUCCUGGUUUUGACUUUAGUGGAGCAGAAAUCUCAGGGAACUACACGAAGGGCGGACCAGAUUUCUCAAACCUUGAGAAAUGACUGCUAUUGCUUAGUGUUUCUCUGUCUCGUGGAUCCCGGCAGGUGCUGGCAACUUAAUGCAGUUGAUGAGGAGAAGGAUGGAGCAGCCAGUGUCUACAGUUAAAGAUUGCCAAGUGUAUUUCAAUAUGGUUGUAAAGAUCACAUUCAGAUAUGGUUUGCACAGGAGGCAGAGCAGCUCUAAUGUGGAUAGAUGAUAACUUUUACUGCUCUGCAGUAAGUUUUAUAGGCUACAUUUUCCUAAUUUCAUAUUUAAUUGUAUUUUUACUACAAAAAACAUUGGAGUACAAAUCAUAUGAAAUGAAAAAGGUGCCUUCAUGGAAAAAUAUUUUUUUUGUAUGUGUGUGAUAUAAAAAUAAUGUUGAGUAAAUUUCUGAGUAAGAGUUGUAUACCCUUUGUCUAAAUAUGCUUGUCUGUUCACGGAAAGGACAGAACUGGAAAUUUUAAGAAAGGAAAAAAAGUACACUGAAGUACUUUGGAUAACUUGAGUUAAUGAAAAGUUCUAACUGGUUUGGUGCUGCCUAAGUGAUUAUGUCAAGAAAUUGAAAAAUGAUAAACCCCUAACAACGGAAGAGUUAAUUGCCUCUUAAUGUCAGACAACAGUUGAGGCCCCUGAGUAUAAGUCAGUGGCUUCAUUUCAUUUUAAACAUUCAGACAAGGUGGUCUAGAAAAAAAGUCUUGCAUCCUCUGUGUUUUUUAAUUCUUAAAAAAAAAAAAAUUGAAAUGUGUGAAAAGCUUAUGAGUAAAAUAUUAACAGAUUGAAAAUCUUACACUUUUUUCUAAUAAAUUGACAUGUUGUCACCUCAA
Molecule: messenger RNA, 1687 nt
Organism: Mus musculus (house mouse)
Lineage: Eukaryota; Metazoa; Chordata; Mammalia; Rodentia; Muridae
Gene: Nudcd2
Product: NudC domain containing 2
Exons: 4
Coding region: 578-883 (101 amino acids)
Cellular component (GO): microtubule cytoskeleton; centrosome; mitotic spindle
Source: RefSeq, marked validated